CUCCUCCGCCACGCACAAACGCUGGCAGCAAAGCGCCCCCAGACUCUCUUGGUAUCGGAUGCAGGAACCUGUGCGUAAGAACUCAGACUUGGAGGCACUCAAGAAAAGGUUGAGCAAUUGUUAUCCCCAAACAGAAAGGAAACACAUGCAUCAGAAAAGGUGACUCCAACAUACCCAAAGAAUAUGGCUGCGCAAAUACCAGAAUCCGAUCAGAUAAAACAGUUUAAGGAAUUUCUUGGAACCUACAGUAAACUUACGGAAACCUGCUUUUUGGACUGUGUUAAAGACUUCACAACAAGAGAAGUGAAACCUGAAGAGACCACAUGUUCAGAGCAUUGCUUACAGAAAUAUUUUAAAAUGACACAAAGAAUAUCCAUGAGAUUUCAGGAAUAUCAUAUUCAGCAGAAUGACGCUCUAGCAGCCAAAGCAGGACUCCUUGGCCAACAACGCUAG
Molecule: messenger RNA, 453 nt
Organism: Echinops telfairi (small Madagascar hedgehog)
Lineage: Eukaryota; Metazoa; Chordata; Mammalia; Afrosoricida; Tenrecidae
Product: mitochondrial import inner membrane translocase subunit Tim9-like
Exons: 1
Coding region: 184-453 (89 amino acids)
Source: RefSeq, a predicted model, not a curated record